GUUUGCUCCGUCCGGACUCAUGGUAGGGUACCAGUCUCCCUCCGCUUGUUUCCAGCACAUGUGUGCUGUGCACGCUGCUGUGCGCAACCUUGGCUCAAUAGAGUAGGAUGGGAAAGUUUUUGUUGUUUGGAUCAUGGCGUGGCGUGAUGGCCAAAGAGAGUCAGCGAGAGAUUGGCGUUGAUUUUCUGGACAGACGGAAUCAACGUCAAUCAGGAUGGAUACUGUUAGUGCUGCGGAGAAGUCUUUGGAUCAAAAUGUGGAAGACGAGGACGAAGAGGAGGAGGAGAUCAUGUUGGAGUCUGAAAAAGAGGCCGCGCGGAGAGCUUUUGCAGCCAUGUUGGAAAGGGAGGGAAGCUUUCCCGAAUCGUCAGAUUCAUCAAGUGAAGAGGAGGCGGAUGUUGCAAGAACCACCGCUCAGGAGCCGGCUUGCAUCGAGCGGAUUCGGCUACCUGACCGGAUUCGAAACCGCUACACCUUUUUAGAACUGCUUCAUGAAAAUCAUGGCCGUCGGGUCUACUUUUGCGACGCCCUCACUCAAGGUGGAAGUGGAGAAAACCGCUGUGUGUUGAAGGUGUGGUAUAAAUCUUCGCAGGAAGCCGACAUGCUGGAAUCAGUGAUCAAGGGUCAGCUUGAACUGAUGGACUUACAACGUCAUGCCAACGUGGUACAGCCGUGCAGGAUCUUGGAGGACGACUCGUGCUACUAUGUGGAAUUUCAUGCCGUCUUGGCUGGCAGCUCUUUGUUCCAGACGAUUGUGGCAGAUGCGUCCACCACAGAGCGGUGGAUCAAGAGAGUCUUCCGGGGUAUCUUUCGUGGGCUGGCGCACUUGCAUGAUCAUGGCCUGACGCACGGGGACAUCAAACCGGAGAAUGUCUUGCUUGAGUGGAAGGGCUAUCGCGAGCUGCUCUCCAAGCAUGCGAAGCAUCCCAAAGCCUGGCUUUCCGUGAAAAAGUCUGUGAGACGUUGGAAAUGCCCCACACACUUCAAGACGGCUUGGACGCGGCAUCAGUUGGUGGCUCAUGUUCGCAUCAUCGAUUUAGAUACCGCCUCCCGCUCUCCCAAAGGGAUUUGCGGGACGCCUGGCUACAUGUCUCCAGAGGAAUAUGUAUCAGAUUCCACCCCUGCAGGGGAUCUAUUUGCAGUGGGCGUCAUGCUGUACCAGCUCAUGCGCUGCGUGUGCCCCUUCCAUGAGACAGUAUUUCGAGUCCUGCGAGGCAGACCUUUGGACGGCGUGAGCGCUGAAACGAGAGAGGAGAUCGCCGAGGCCGUGGAAGUGGUGGUGAGCCACAUCGACUGGACUGAACACCCGUGGCCUGCACUACCAAAGGCUAGGGACUUGUGUCAGCAGCUGUUACAUGCAGAUCCUGCAGAAAGAGGUGGCACAGCUUCCGAAGUGAUGGCUGCAUCUCCGUGGCUGAACCCACGUGUUGGCAAGCACUUAAAGACUUUGGUGAGAAGAACAACCACAAAGAUGAAUUCAAGUCUGGGUACGUCACCUCCUUCGAGGAGCACAAAGAUGUCCUCGCGCUUGACCAAGAAUUUUGGUUAGGUUUUUCCAGCAGACGUCCUCUGAAAA
Molecule: messenger RNA, 1576 nt
Organism: Durusdinium trenchii
Lineage: Eukaryota; Dinophyceae; Suessiales; Symbiodiniaceae
Source: the annotation of a GenBank genome assembly